Quercus robur (English oak) is the source of this 1487-nucleotide messenger RNA. Its product is annotated as IAA-amino acid hydrolase ILR1-like. Gene Ontology annotation, cellular component: endoplasmic reticulum. Gene Ontology annotation, molecular function: IAA-Ala conjugate hydrolase activity. The record is from RefSeq and is a predicted model, not a curated record. Bases 77 to 1417 code for a protein of 446 amino acids. Gene Ontology annotation, biological process: auxin metabolic process. Lineage: Eukaryota; Viridiplantae; Streptophyta; Magnoliopsida; Fagales; Fagaceae. The transcript is spliced from 5 exons.
UUGAGCCGGCCCUAUUUAGUGGCAAAAGAAAGUUAUUUAAAUUUCCAACAAUACUCCUCAAGUUACAUUGCAAACAAUGGAUUUCAUCACUCGGUGGUUGUUGCUAUCAGCAUUCUUAUUCCAGUCCUGGGCAUUGGAGGAGUUUGGUUAUGGUUCAGAGCUGAAGUUUUUGAGUCAGGAGUUGUUGGAAUCAGCGAGAAAGCCCGAGUUCUUUGAAUGGAUGAGAGGGUUAAGGAGAAGAAUCCAUGAGUACCCAGAGCUGGGGUUUGAGGAGCACAAGACGAGUGAACUCAUUAGGACUGAGCUUGACAAGAUGGGAGUCGAGUACAAAUGGCCUGUUGCCAAGACUGGGGUGGUGGCUUCUAUUGGGUCUGGAGAGAAACCGGUUUUCGCUCUCAGAGCCGACAUGGAUGCUCUCCCCUUACAGGAAUUAGUAGAUUGGGACCACAAGAGCAAGAUCAAAGGCAAGAUGCACGCCUGUGGUCAUGAUUCCCAUGUAGCAAUGCUACUUGGAGCAGCUAAGUUACUCCAGAGCAAAAGAGAUGAAUUGAAGGGAACUGUGAAACUAGUUUUCCAGCCUGGAGAAGAGGGUUAUGCUGGUGCUUACCAUAUGUUGCAAGAUGCUGCUCUAAAUGACAUCGAUGCCAUCUCGACUAUACAUGUUUAUCCAACAUUUUCUACUGGUGUCAUUGCCUCACGUCCUGGUCCGAUUCUUGCUGGUGCUGGGAUCUUCUCAGUCACGAUUCAAGGGAAAGGUGGACAUGCUGCAGGCCCUCAUGAGACUAGAGACCCAAUUCUCGCAGCAGCCUUCUCAAUCCUUGCUCUCCAACAGAUUGUAUCUCGAGAAACCAAUCCUCUAGAGUCCAAGGUGGUUUCCAUUGGGUUCUUAAAUGGAGGUCAAACAUACAAUGUAAUACCAGAGACCGUGAAGUUUGGAGGAACUUUCAGAAGCUUGACCACUGAAGGUCUCUCCUACAUUAAGGAUAGGAUCAAAGAGGUUAUAGAGACACAAGCAGCUGUACAUAGAUGUAGUGCCAUGGUGGACUUCAUGGAGGACAGCGGACACAAGCAUUAUCCAGUAAUGGUAAAUGAUGAAGCACUAUAUGAACAUGUGAAGGAGGUUGGUGAGAUCCUACUUGGGAAACCCAAUGUGCAGCUUUUCCCAUUGACCAUGGGAUCUGAGGAUUUCAGCUUUUUCUCACAGAAAACAGCUGCUGCAAUUUUUGUGAUUGGGAUCAAGAAUGAGACUCUGAAGUCAGAUCUGCCUUUGCACUCCCCUUACUUUUUUAUUGAUGAAGAGGUUCUUCCAAUAGGAGCAGCACUUAAUGCUGCUGUGGCAACCUCAUACUUAAAUAAACAUGUUGAGUCUUCCAAAAAUCAUGGGUUUGUUUCCACUUCUCCAAAGGAAGAACUCUAGAACACAUCACUGGAUGAAUGCAAACAAGCAUAAUAAUGGCAAUAAAACAAUAAUAGCAGCAAUAAAUGUC